Molecule: messenger RNA, 6756 nt
Organism: Diaporthe citri
Lineage: Eukaryota; Fungi; Ascomycota; Sordariomycetes; Diaporthales; Diaporthaceae
Exons: 12
Coding region: 1-6756 (2251 amino acids)
Molecular function (GO): glutamate synthase (NADH) activity; flavin adenine dinucleotide binding; FMN binding
Source: RefSeq, a predicted model, not a curated record
AUGGGCGUGGUUAAUGAGUUCGACGACAGAGACCAACAUUUACUGGCUGAAACCGAAGCGUACCAUCCCUAUGAAUAUCAGGAAGAGGGCAACGGCUCUUGGGCCGGUGCCCUGCCGGUGAAGCAGGGACUUUACGAUCCUGAUCUUGAGAAAGAUGCGUGCGGUGUCGGUUUUGCCUGCCACAUCAAGGGCAAGGCAAGCCACAAGAUUGUCAGCGAUGCUCGCAACCUUCUUUGCAACAUGACCCAUCGAGGUGCGGUGGGAUCUGAUGCUCGGGACGGCGACGGUGCUGGUGUCAUGACUUCGAUCCCCUUCAAGUUCUUCAUCAAGAACUUCGAGCGCGAUGUUGGCAUCAAGCUUCCGCCUCCUGGACAGUAUGCUGUGGGCAACCUAUUCUUCAACCCCGAGCCCGAGAAGCUGCAGGAGCAGCAACGGCAAUUGGAAGACAUUGCCGAGUCCUUGGGCCUGCGGAUCCUGGGAUGGCGAGAGCCUCCCACCGAUCCCAGUCUGCUCGGGCCUGCUGCUCUCAGUCGCCAGCCUGUCAUUCUGCAGCCUUUUGUAGUCCUCACGUCUUACUACGGCUCCGGGAACGCGCCAGAAAUGACCGACCCCGAGAAGUUCGACUUCAGGCACCUUGAAAGGCAGCUAUUCGUGCUGCGAAAGCGCGCCACUCACACCAUCGGCCUCCACAACUGGUUCUACAUCUGCUCGCUGUCCAACAAGAACAUUGUUUACAAGGGCCAGCUUGCACCUGUUCAGGUCUACCAGUACUACCACGAUCUGGUGAACGCCGACUACGAGGCACACUUUGCCCUGGUACACUCUCGGUUCUCCACCAACACAUUCCCUUCAUGGGACCGUGCACAGCCUCUUCGGUGGGCUGCCCACAACGGCGAAAUCAACACCCUGCGUGGCAACAAGAACUGGAUGAGGGCUCGCGAAGGUGUGAUGCAGUCGGACGUGUUUGCGGAAGAGUUGGAGAUGCUGUAUCCUAUCGUCGAAGAUGGUGGCUCUGAUUCUGCUGCUUUUGACAAUGUCCUCGAGCUGCUCACCAUCAAUGGUGUGCUUUCCUUGCCGGAGGCUGUUAUGCUGAUGGUUCCCGAGGCGUGGCAGGAUAAUGCCCACAUGGAUCCCAAGAAGGCCGCUUUCUAUGAGUGGGCCGCGUGCCAAAUGGAGCCAUGGGACGGCCCUGCUCUUUUCACCUUUGCCGAUGGUCGCUUCUGCGGUGCUAAUCUCGACCGAAACGGACUUCGGCCUUGCCGGUUCUAUGUCAUGGACGACGACCGCAUCAUCUGCGCUUCCGAGGUUGGUACCAUCAGCGUAGAGCCUGAACGUGUGGUGCAAAAGGGUCGUCUGCAGCCUGGUCGUAUGCUGCUGGUUGACACCCAGGAAGGGCGCAUCAUUGAUGACCGCGAGCUGAAGGAGAGAGUCUCCCAGCGACAAGACUUCCGCUCUUGGCUGGACAGUGAGCUUCUGAAGCUGGACAACGUCCUCAAGCAGUCCGAGGCUGACAAGUCCCUUGACUUGGCUGCGAAACCUGAUACCCAUGCUGUCCAGGAAGACCCCCUCCUGCAUGCCUUUGGAUACACCUUUGAGCAGGUCACCCUCAUUCUUGCCCCUAUGGCGGCCGACGAGAAGGAGGCUCUUGGCUCUAUGGGCAAUGACGCUCCUCUUGCUUGCCUUUCCAAGGAGCCGCAACUGCUUGCGAACUACUUCAGACAGUUGUUCGCCCAAGUGACCAAUCCUCCCAUUGAUCCUAUCAGGGAGUCGAUUGUCAUGUCCUUGGAAUGCUAUGUCGGACCCCAAGGCAACCUUUUGGAAAUUGCUCCCGAGCAAUGCGGUCGGCUACUCCUCAAGAGCCCUAUCCUCACUAUCCCGGAGCUCAACACGCUGAAGACGAUGUCGAAGCUCUACCCUGAGUGGACUGUCAAAGUCAUCGACAUCACAUUCCCUAAGAAGGACGGGAUUGAAGGCUACAUCAAGCACCUCGACUACAUCCGUAACGAGGCCACUGAUGCCAUCGAGCAACGCAACCGUAUCAUCAUCCUGUCCGACCGCAACACGUCGGCGGACCGCAUUUCGGUCUCAACUCUCCUGGCGUCCGGCAUGGUCCACCAUCACCUGGUCAACAACAAGUGGCGAUCGAUGGCUGCCAUCGUCGUCGAGACUGCUGAGGCCCGCGAGGUCCAGCACAUGUGUGUCCUGCUCGCCUACGGCGCUGAUGGCAUCAACCCAUACCUAGCCAUGGAGUGCAUCUUGAAGCUGAACCGGGAGAAGCUCAUUCGGAAGAAGAUGACCGACGAGGACCUCAUCAAAAACUACAAGCACUCCUGCGACGGUGGAAUUCUCAAGGUUAUGAGCAAGAUGGGUAUUUCUACACUGGCCAGUUACAAGGGUGCCCAGAUCUUCGAGGCUCUGGGAGUCCACAACUCCGUCGUGGAAUUGGCCUUCAGGGGAACUGCCUCCCGUAUCGGAGGUGUCACUCUCGAGCACAUUGCCGAGGACGCCUUCAGGUUCCACGAGCGAGGCUUCCCGUCCCGUUACACUUACCACUGGCGAGACGGUGGCGAGCCUCACAUCAACGACCCUGUCUCCAUCGCCAACAUCCAGGACGCCGUCCGCAACAAGAACGACAAGUCAUACGAGGCAUACUCCAAGUCCGAAUAUGAGCAGGUCAAGGCCUGCACACUGCGCGGCAUGCUGGACUUCGAGUUCGACGAGUCCAAAUCCAUCCCCAUCGACCAGGUCGAGCCCUGGACCGAGAUUGUCCGCCGCUUCUGCACUGGCGCCAUGUCCUACGGAUCCAUCUCCAUGGAGUCCCACGCAACACUCGCCGUAGCCCUCAAUCGUUUGGGUGGGAAAUCUAACACUGGAGAAGGCGGGGAGGAUCCUGAAAGAUCACUCGUUGAUGAGAAUGGCGAUACCAGGAGGUCUGCUAUCAAGCAAGUUGCAAGUGGGCGGUUUGGAGUCACUUCUGCAUACUUGUGCGAUUCCGACGAAUUGCAAAUCAAGAUGGCCCAAGGCGCAAAGCCGGGAGAAGGCGGCGAAUUGCCCGGCCACAAGGUCAGCAAGAGCAUCGCAAGGACCCGUCACUCGACUCCAGGUGUCGGUCUUAUCUCGCCACCGCCUCACCACGACAUCUACUCCAUCGAGGAUCUGAAGCAGCUCAUCUACGAUCUCAAGUGCUCCAGCCCCCGCUCGCGAGUCUCGGUCAAGCUUGUCUCGGAGACCGGAGUCGGUAUCGUCGCCGCUGGUGUGGCCAAGGCCAAGGCUGACCACAUCCUGAUCUCUGGCCACGAUGGUGGCACUGGCGCUUCCCGAUGGACCGGUAUCAAGCAUGCUGGUCUCCCCUGGGAGCUUGGUCUAGCCGAGACUCACCAAACACUUGUCUUGAACGAUCUUCGUGGACGGGUUGUCGUUCAAACCGACGGUCAACUGAGAACUGGUCGUGACGUCGCCAUUGCCUGUCUCCUGGGAGCUGAGGAGUGGGGUUUCGCCACUGCUCCUUUAAUCGCGAUGGGCUGCAUUAUGAUGCGCAAAUGUCUAUCGCCCGACACCAUGGUCCGCACCACGUCGGGACCCAAGGCGAUCAAGGACAUCAAGGUCGGUGACAAGCUCUUCGACGACAAAGACAUGCCUGUCCUAUGCACGGGUGUCUCGGACAUUGAAACGUCGAACUCGAUGAAGACUAUCACGUACACAGACUACGACUCCGUCAAGAAGUCCUCCUUCACCUGUACGCCAGAUCACAUCAUGUCGCUGCGGGCGUUCGGCGUCUCGCCUUCCAUCGUCAAGAAAGGCUGUGGUGUACAGUGGUUUACCCGUUGCUGUAGAACUGAGCUCGUCGACGACGUACAGGCGAUCAAAUGGGACCAGUCGAUGCAUGAGCUGUACACUGAAGUCUCUGACAAUCUUGGACGACGCCCUACCGAUGCUGAGGCUCACGAGCACAUCAACAAUAUUAUGAACAGCAUGUUGGUAAUCCCUGAUUCUGAGGCCGAUUCUCAGAUGCCCGGAACUGAGGAUGUGCCGCCUCCUCCUGUUUCACCGGCUUUCGAGAAGUUCAAGUACCGACUCCCAGAGUUGGAGUCGACCGACGUCCAACCAGUCGUCCGUCAGGCUCUGCACGACCACAUGGACGAAUAUCUGGAGGCUUUAAUGCCUGAACAAGAAGAAAUUCCCGACGACGACGAUGGUGUUGUGUUCGAUCUUGGCCAGUCCUCACCAUCGAAGCCGCGACAAUUCAAGAAACUGGCACGGAUGCCAUCGUCUACCCAUCCGUCGGACCAAACGUGGCGUCCAGGCGUUCAGGCUCAGUUCUCCUCUCAGCAGGAUUCUCAACAGACUGCGUCGUCUUCGUCUUUCGCGGAUACUGCUCAGUUGGUAUCUGACGAGGAUCACAUGGAGAAAUUUGCUGCCGUCCGGGAGUCCUUGCGGACGACGUGCAAAUCCGGUGGCUGUGAAGGCUUCAAGAUGGUCACCGUGACGUUCAAGUCAACUGAGCAAGCCGAUCUCGCCUAUCAGCUACUCAGCAGUGAUCACUAUCGUGUCGUCGACCCAUGUGCGGUGUCGAACGGCGAAUGCUUCACCAUGACCCUGGAUCAGUUUGAAGCCUCGUGCUGCAAGAAGGACGACCUCCCCCACAAUCACCUGAAGCUUUACCGAGCCCCUUUGCGGUUCGUGCCAUCAGAAACGCCAUCAGCGGACGUUCCACUCGACCCAUACUGGUUUGGUUUCUGGCUUGGUGAUGGAGUCAAGAGGACGACUCAGAUUGUCAGUUCUGAUCUGGAAAUCAAGGUCUACAUCCAGGCGUAUGUCGACCGUCUGAACGCGGAGAAGCCGGCGGACGCUCAUCCUCUGGGGCUGUCGGAACAGAUCAUCGAGAAGGCGGGCGACGUAAUGCACGAUCCAUACCGCAAUAAGAAUUAUCAGCACAACGUCAAUGUCUACCACUGGGGCAUCACGUCGACGCAGAAAACUGGUCCAAAUACCUGGAAUCCUGUUCGGGAGGCGUUGAAGGAGCUGGGCUUCAUCGGCGAAGACAAGGCUGCAGGUAUUCCAGACUGCUUCAUGCAUGCGGACGAGGACACACGCCUGGCUGUUCUCGCUGGUCUCAUCGAAUCGGACGGAGUGCUUCGAAAAGACUACGAUAUCUACACGCUCGAGCAGAGCACUUGUGAACACAAGAAGAUCGUCGAGGACGCCCGGGAACUGGCUCUAUCGUGUGGUAUACAGUGCUCCAGCAUCUUCACCCGCCAGAGAGACAACAGAAGCGAGCCGUCGUGGUCGUUCAACCUGUCGAAGGGCACUCAAAAGUUUCAACAUCAUCUUCUGUUUGCCAGGAAGAAGCUUGACGUCUCACGAUCCCAUACCUGGAGGAACAAAAACGCCCGCCCUUUUACGAUCUCCGACGCUUCUGAGACUGAAUAUCGUCCGAUUGAGGUCACCGGGGGCCUCUACCAGCUUGCUGACCGCACCGUGGUUCACAAUUGUCAUCUCAACACCUGCCCCGUUGGAAUCGCCACCCAGGACCCGAAGCUGCGUGAGAAGUUCAAGGGAACACCCGAGCACGUCAUCAACUUCUUCUACUACGUGGCGAAUGAGCUGCGAGCCAUCAUGGCCCAGCUUGGUUUCAGAACCAUCAACGAGAUGGUUGGCCACGUCGAGUGCUUGAAGGUCCGGGAUGACCUGCGGACGCACAAGACUGAGAAUCUUGACCUCGACCUCCUGCUCACCCCGGCGCACUCGCUGCGCAGUGGUGUCGCCACGUUCAAUGUCAGGAAGCAGGACCACCGUCUCUAUGUCCGCCUGGACAACAAACUCAUCUCCGAGGCCGAGCUCACGUUGGACAAGGGCCUACCAAGUCGUAUUGAAUGCGAUAUUGUCAACACAGACCGUGCCAUGGGCACUUCCCUUUCUUACCAGAUCUCCAAGCGUUAUGGAGAGGCUGGUCUGCCUGUCGAUACAGUCCAUGUUUCCAUCAAGGGAUCCGCUGGGCAGUCCUUCGGUGCCUUCUUGGCCCCUGGUGUGACUCUCGAGUUGGAGGGUGAUUCCAACGACUACGUUGGUAAGGGUCUGUCGGGUGGUCGUCUUGUUAUCUACCCACCUCGCUCCGCCGUAUUCAAGGCGGAAGAGAACGUUCUGGUUGGCAACGUGUGUCUGUACGGCGCCACUGCUGGCCACUGUUACUUCCGCGGUGUUGCUGCCGAGCGAUUCGCCGUGCGAAACUCUGGCGCUCAUGCCGUUGUUGAAGGUGUUGGUGAUCACGGCUGCGAGUACAUGACGGGAGGCCGUAUCGUUGUCCUGGGCAGCACGGGCCGCAACUUCGCCGCCGGCAUGUCGGGUGGUAUUGCGUACGUCCUGGACAAAGACCACGACUUCCUCUCCAAGCUCAACACGGAGAUGGUGGAGGCUUCUGGCGUCGAUGACCCCACCGAGAUCGCCUUCCUCCGGGGUAUGAUCGAGGACCACCACCACUACACCGGUUCCGAGCUUGCUGCUCGUGUCUUGGUCGACUUCAACCGGGUCCUGCCCCGAUUCAUCAAGGUUCUUCCAGUUGACUACAAGCGAGUUCUUAUGGAAGAUGCCGCCAAGGCUGCGGAAGCCAAGAAGGCUGAGCUCAACCUGCCCGUCAUUCCGGGCAAGAAGGAAGAGAAGGCUAAGGCUGCCCCUCUCCAGGAUAUGGAGGAGGCCAUGGGAGACAGCAAGGCCGAGUCCAGGCGCGCCCUGUCCUUGACAAGACCAAGGGCUUCAUGA